This is a messenger RNA of Neocloeon triangulifer, 1990 nucleotides long. Its product is annotated as protein bowel-like. Gene Ontology annotation, molecular function: RNA polymerase II transcription regulatory region sequence-specific DNA binding; DNA-binding transcription factor activity, RNA polymerase II-specific. The record is from RefSeq and is a predicted model, not a curated record. Gene Ontology annotation, cellular component: nucleus. Gene Ontology annotation, biological process: embryonic hindgut morphogenesis; regulation of transcription by RNA polymerase II; embryo development. The transcript has 4 exons. The coding region runs from base 641 to 1609 and encodes 322 amino acids. NCBI's taxonomy places the organism in Eukaryota, Metazoa, Arthropoda, Insecta, Ephemeroptera, Baetidae.
GAAUAAUCAUUGAAGUUUUUACAAAUGAAUCUUAAAAUUUGUUUCUAUGAGUUUGAAAGAAACAGAUUGAAAUGUAUUGUAUUAUUUCGGGAAAAGUUUUAUUUUGAUGCUGCGAUAGUUAAACUUUUUGAUAAUCGCUGCGACAAAACAGUAAUUCCUCUCAGAAUUAAAAAAAAUUAAUUUCGAGAGAGGAUUUUGUAAUUUCACUGAUAAGACAAAUACAAAUAAUUUAUAUUAUCGUGGCUUUCAGUAUGAAAAGUAAAUUUUGCGUUUGAUGACACAACUUUUUCAAGGCUGCCUCAGGAGCAAGUUUUUUGUGUGAAGCGAGCGCGCAGUAUGGAUUUUGGCCAGGGAGCCAGUUGAAAAUCUGCACGGACUUAUUUGGCGAGGGCUUGCGAAGCGGGCACGGAGAGGAGGACGGGAUUUGCAUAGAGCGCGGCGGAAGGGAUUGGCACUCGGCGUUGGGAAACUCUUGCGCAAUCCAGUAGCGAGUGAUAUUGGACUCAUUAAUAAAUAGGUAGCUGCUGCAACUGCUGGAAAGGAAGCACGCACCCGCCGAACGAACAGCGCGUUUUAUAGAGGCAACCGCGGCAGUCGCAAGCAUCUCCGCCAGUAGCUCCUCUGAUUGACACCGACAGAGAUGGAUGCAGUCCAAGAAAACGACGUGUCAGCCACAGCGGCCCUGACGCCCCCGAACACACCCCCCGCAGCACCUUGCAAAGCGCUGGCCCCCGCCAGCAGCAAAUUCACAUUCGACCUGGAACGUUCCGCGUUUCAGCCAGCGCUGCAACGGCCGCCCGCGGUGGUGGACCACAAGCAGCUCAUCAUCAACAACCACCUGCACCAAACCUUCUACCUGCAGCAGCACCCUGAGGCGAGCAGCCUUCUGCAGUACCCCCCGCAGGACCUGCGUCUUCACUACAACAUGCUGGUCGGCCAGUGGCUCCGGUACUACCGCGGCCAAGUGGCCAAUCCGGCGACCCCGGCCGCCGCCCCGGUGCCCUUGACCACCGGAGUGGGUCGAGGAAGGGGCGGCAGGGGUGCGUCCAACAGACCAAAGAAGCAAUUCAUCUGCAAGUACUGCAACCGGCAAUUCACCAAAAGCUACAACUUGCUGAUUCACGAACGGACGCACACCGACGAGCGGCCCUACAACUGUGACAUCUGCGGAAAGGCCUUCCGCAGGCAGGACCAUCUUAGAGACCACAGGUACAUCCACUCGAAGGAAAAACCUUUUCGGUGCUCGCAGUGCGGCAAAGGUUUCUGUCAGGCGCGCACUCUGGCCGUGCACCGCAUCUUGCACCAGGAAAGUGCGCCGCAUCGGUGCCCGGUUUGCGCCCGCGCCUUCAACCAGCGCUCCAACCUGAAAACCCACCUGCUCACCCACACCGACCACAAACCCUACGAGUGCCACUCGUGCCGCAAAGUCUUUCGGCGCAAUUGCGACCUCCGCAGGCACGCCCUGACGCACGUCGAAGGCGCCCUGUUCCCUCCAGAGCUGCUGGCCGAGGCUUCCGAGCCCACCCUGGACCUCUCAGUCAAAGGCACCCAGCCGUCAGUUCCUAACAAGCCCUUCAGCUUCAGCAUCGACGACAUCAUGCGCAGAUAAAAAGGAAAAAAAGCACCAUGAUUCUACUUAUUAAUUAAUGAAUUGAUUUGAAGCCAAAUAUUUGCACUCAGGACUGGCCCGUUUGUCAAAAAGCGGGGCCGGGUUGAUUUUGACUAAAUACAUUGAACUAGCUGAUGAGUUUUAUUGAUCAUCAGAGCGGUUGAUUAAGUGUAUAAUUAUAAUAUAUAAUGCCUGUUAUGCAUGGGAGUAUAAUUCUAUUAUAUAUUAUUGUGAAAUAUAUAAUUAUUGUCAAAGAACAUAAAUUAUUGUAAUGUAUGUGCUUGUAAAUAAAUUUACCGGCUAUGAUUAAUGUAUAAAUUAACUGUGCAUUUGCUUUGAAAAGAGAUUUCUGAUCAGUUAAUUGUGCUAUGAUACGUCAUG